AGCACAAGUUUAGUGUUCCGUGAUGACGUCACCGCUCCACAUUGAGCCCGCUCGUUCGCUCAGUAGUAGUGAGUGAGUGAGUGAGUGAGAUAGAUAGAGGCGCGCUCUAGUAAAGUACACACUGCCAUGAACUUCUGUUUGUAACUUCAUUGUUGUUGCUGGUCUUUGGACAGGCCCGGUACGAAGAAGGAGGAAAAAAACCCAGAAAUUCUAAACUUUUCUUUGCCGUAAGUUUGCCAGUUUUUUUCUUUUUUUUGAACAGCACCAGCGGACAGCCGAUAGAAGGCUAUCUACUUUGGCGAGCGAUGUCUUCUGCGGCGGUCGCUGCUUCCAGGAGGCAGUCGUGUUAUUUAUGCGACUUGCCUCGCAUGCCGUGGGCUAUGAUCUGGGAUUUUACAGAGCCCGUUUGCAGAGGAUGUGUAAACUACGAGGGAGCGGACCGCAUUGAGUUUGUGAUCGAAACGGCUCGGCAGCUCAAGAGAGCUCACGGCUUCCAGGAGGGGAGAUCACCGGGGCCGGUAAAAGCGCAGCUCUCCUCUGGCAAGGACAUCCAGCAGAUCAAUCACACGACGGCUGAUCCGGGAUCCCGGCCGCCUCAACCCCUGGAUCGCUAUCCCAUCGCUUCAGAUCGCCCUCCACGGCUGGGACCCGAGUAUUCAUCUGCAAGGCAAGCUAAUGGCAUCCCGGUGCCUAAUGGAUUUCCCAAACCGGACGAGCCACCGGAGCUGAACAGGCAAAGCCCCAACCCCCGCAGGACUAGCACGGUGCCCCCCACUUUGAUGCCUUUAGUCAACGGGACAUCUCACAAUCUGCCCCCGCCGUCUGUGCACGCUGUCAACGGCAGGAACUCGCAGAUGGGAAUCUCGCCUGCGUUAACGGCGAGCCAAGCAGAGAUCAGCAGCAAGCGGCCGGCCUCCGUCUCCAGCACGGACCACGAGCGGGAUAUCAAAGACAAGCACCGGGCGGACAGCCUGUCCGACAUCGGUGAGAAUCACAAAAACAGAUCCGAGGAAUGGCCGAAUAAGCCUAAGACAGUGCGGGACAUGAUGGCUUUGCACCACUCGCCUUUCGACGCGCGCUUCAAGAAGGAGCACGCACCCUUGCAGCAGGGCAGGGGCAUGGGCUUUGAUGCCAGUCCUGUGGCCACCAAGUCAGGGCGCGGCGGGGUAAGGAAGCGGAAACCAUCCCCGGAGCCUGAAGGAGAAGGGGCACCCGCCAAGAUCAACGGGGAAGGGCAACAGUGGCUGCCCCCUGCCGAAGUAAUGAAAAUGACCACCAUGGCCACCACCUUUGUGACACCUCCUUCUCCUCAUUCCAACCGUACUACUCCGCCAGAAGCUUCCCAGAAUGGCCAAUCGCCCAUGGCAGCCCUCAUACUGGCGGCAGACAACGCCGGGGGGAACAGCUCCCCUAAGGACGCCAACCAGGUACACUCCACCACCCGGCGGAACAGCAACAGCCCCCUGUCCCCUUCAUCUAUGAACCAAAGGAGAGUUGCUCAAAGGGAUGUGCCAGGUGCAGGGACGCCGCACGCCCCAGGCAUGGAGCAAGGGCACCCCCAAAGCAUUCCGGACUCGUCAGUACCAAGCAGUAUCCCCUUGUGCUGCACCCUGUGUCACGAGCGCCUUGAGGACACGCAUUUCGUACAGUGCCCUUCAGUAGCUUCGCACAAGUUUUGCUUUCCGUGCUCCAGAGAGAGCAUCAAGCAACAAGGGGCAACCGGGGAAGUGUAUUGCCCCAGUGGAGAGAAAUGCCCCCUGGUGGGCUCAAGCGUACCAUGGGCUUUUAUGCAAGGGGAAAUCGCAACCAUUCUUGCAGGGGAUGUCAAAGUAAAAAAGGAGAGGGACCCUUAACUUCUUUAAAAACACAGCAACUACAAAAAAAGAAAGAAAAAUAUAAAUAUAUAAAUAAAUGCAUACAUACCAUCCAAAAGAAACUAAAGGACCUGUAUAUAUGUUGAACAUAAGAGAAGUGUAAACUUCGUAAACAUGGCUGUAUAAUUUUUGAUUUUUGAAUACAUUGUGUUUAUAUUUUUUGAAGAUAAAGGUAUGUACUCAUUAUAAUGGACUAUUUUUCCCCCUUUUUUGUCGAUGUUUAAUUGCAAAAAAGAAAAAAAAAACAUACAUUCAAACGAAAAAAAAUCAUUUGAUGUACUUUAGGUCUGGUGACAGUUCCUGUUAAAACGUAGAAUGUGACUAAUGCUACUCUACGAGCACUUGGCAAAAACUGAAAUGCUUCUAGCUGUACUUGUAUGCACUUGUUAAAAUAUUGCCAAAUACAGUUUCUGACCUUGUAAUAAUAA
Polypterus senegalus (gray bichir) is the source of this 2302-nucleotide messenger RNA. Its product is annotated as interferon regulatory factor 2-binding protein 2-A-like. Gene Ontology annotation, biological process: regulation of transcription by RNA polymerase II. Gene Ontology annotation, cellular component: nucleus. Lineage: Eukaryota; Metazoa; Chordata; Cladistia; Polypteriformes; Polypteridae. Gene Ontology annotation, molecular function: transcription corepressor activity. The record is from RefSeq and is a predicted model, not a curated record.